Cryptotermes secundus is the source of this 1592-nucleotide messenger RNA. RefSeq names its product ras-related protein Rac1 (gene Rac1). The transcript has 6 exons. Gene Ontology annotation, cellular component: cell cortex; cytoskeleton; cytoplasmic vesicle. The coding region runs from base 68 to 646 and encodes 192 amino acids. Gene Ontology annotation, molecular function: GTPase activity; protein kinase binding; GTP binding. The record is from RefSeq and is a predicted model, not a curated record. NCBI's taxonomy places the organism in Eukaryota, Metazoa, Arthropoda, Insecta, Blattodea, Kalotermitidae. Gene Ontology annotation, biological process: regulation of actin cytoskeleton organization; small GTPase-mediated signal transduction; regulation of cell shape.
UUUACCUCCCCGCCCAUUGACGCUUAUUUCCUGCAAGAAUUAAGGUGGACGUGUCGUAUUGUGAAAAAUGCAAGCAAUUAAAUGUGUUGUGGUAGGAGAUGGUGCGGUUGGUAAGACGUGUCUACUGAUCAGCUACACCACAAAUGCCUUCCCUGGGGAAUACAUCCCUACAGUAUUCGAUAAUUACUCAGCUAAUGUUAUGGUAGAUGGCAAACCAAUCAACUUAGGAUUGUGGGAUACAGCAGGACAGGAAGACUAUGACAGGUUGCGCCCACUAUCCUACCCACAGACUGAUGUUUUCCUCAUUUGCUUUUCACUAGUGAACCCAGCGUCAUUUGAGAAUGUAAGAGCAAAGUGGUACCCUGAGGUGCGACAUCACUGUCCAAGUACCCCCAUCAUCCUUGUUGGCACUAAGCUCGACUUGCGAGAAGACAAGGAAACGAUUGAGAAGCUAAAGGAUAAGAAGUUAGCCCCCAUCACAUAUCCUCAGGGUCUAGCCAUGGCGAAGGAGAUUGGUGCUGUAAAGUACCUGGAGUGCAGUGCAUUAACUCAGAAGGGUCUGAAGACGGUAUUUGAUGAAGCGAUUCGGGCCGUCCUGUGCCCUGUUCUCCAAGUGAAACCAAAACGGAAAUGCAUCUUGCUGUAGACUGUAACAGAUAAUAAUGAACGAUUGUUUGAAUUCCAAGCUGUGGUGACAGUGGAAGCCAGCCUUAAUGCAGGCACAGUGCCAUUGAUGGGGCCAUGUCGUGCAGUUGCAGAACCAACUUAAUGUUUCCAUUGGAUUCUGUUCACCUCUUUCUUUAUGAAGGGGUCUGCUGAUCAACAGAUUUUUACCUUAAAUGUUCUUCCAGUGAAAUUUAUUUAAUGAUGUUCAUGGAGACGAAGUUGCACGUCUCUUCUAACAGAAAUAGAGCGUUGACUUUUAGAGUACUCCUUAACAGAUGUAAUGAUUUUUCUGGUGUACUGCAUUAAAGAGUGGCUUGUUUUUGUUAGGAGGUCUGUGCAAACAGCUGGAAAUGUCCUCUGUCUUUCACAGAUAUUUUUCCACGUAAUCUAUCAUUUUUGUAACUUUUUUUGUGAAGCCGUAAUAACUUUUCUGGAGAAACAGAUUCCCAUCACUGUUGUAGCUUAAUGGAGCUGUUUGUAUUGUCACAUGUGCAUCAUUAUGGGUAGCAACAAUUUAUAUAAAUGGAAAAUAAACCUUUGUUAUUCUUAUUCUCAUGAUUUUUAUUUGAAAUCUCUUGCUAUGGAGAUGACAUGUUAUGAUCCAAGUGCAGUGUCAUCUUCAGUUUAAUUUUGCAAGAGCUGAAAGUUUGCUACUCUUCCCUUCUGUCUUCAGGUAACUAAGCGUGCAACAUUCUGUAAUGAAAAUGUCAUGGAAUUUUAUUCCAUGCUUGUUCCUUGGUUUUACUCUAUUCUCAGAAUAGACAGUGGUUGUUUCCUUUGUAAUUGAAGUUGAAACUGAGUUUUAAAAUAUUCUAUUAUGUGUUUUUUCCCUGUAAACAACGUUUGAAGUCAAUAUUUGUUGCACAAAAUACAAAAGAUGUUUGUGGCCAGGAAGUAUGAAGAACAAUAUGAUUUUACAGCAGCAU